CAUGAGACCUUAAAGACUUCACCUUUAGUCAAGGAGACACCCACAAAAGCUGAACAAGAUCAACUGUCUCAUUUUGUGACAGAAAUACACAAUAUGGCGAAACUGAAAUACAGUCAGGCAGAAUUGGACAAUCAUGAACACUAUAUUAGGAAUCGUAUCGUAAAGGCACUUUGUAAAAGGUUGGCAAUGCUUUCAUCUCUUCUCGCUGUGUCAGACAUUCUGCCAAAUGGAAGUUCAUACCAAGGUACAAAAAUUGAUACACCUUGUGAAUAUGAUUAUAUACUGCCAAUGGAUAUGUCAAAGAAUAAUAAAGAUGUUGUGUUUACUCGAAUACCAUAUAGAAGUUAUGCUCUAGAUGUUAAUAUCUAUGGUGAUACUUUUACUGAAAUAACUCAGCUGUUCUCAAAACUUACACAUCUUGAUUCGGAGCUAUUCAGGGACCAUACACUGAAUUCUCGUACUUUUGUAAGGUGUAUUUUACUUCAAGCUCUGGACAAGUGUCUAUCAGAAUUGCAUGCUGAAGGUGAAUUGGUUUACAAAGGUUUAGUACUUCUAGACAGCAAGCUUGAAAAAGAGAGUCCUAAAUUCAAUGAAGUGUAUCUCCAUUCACAAGAACAUGGACCUUCCAUUCAACUGAGAGUUGGGGGACCGCUUUGUGUUACAGAUAUUGACAUGGGAUUUUGUCUAAAGGUACCAGGCGAAACCUUGACACAGGACACCUUCUAUAUAGCUUUACUUUCACCACCUUUCUUGACACAUUGGAUAGUGUCAAUAUAUCGUACGCCAAACAUAUCAAACAUGGAUGCUUGUCAUAGAUACAUAAUUAUGGCACUAAAAUACAUCUUAACAAAACUUGACAAACAACGAGCUUUCAAUUCCUUUAGUUUGACAACUUUAGUGCGGUACCAUAUUGAAAAUGAAUGUGACGGCAGUGCAGUAGAACAAUCAAUUGGGAAAUGUUUCAAUGAUGUGUGUCACAGUAUUGCUAGGCUACAAUAUGUCUCAAAAUCAGACAGUCCAACAGAACUUGUAUCUUGGGGCCAUUGGCUUGAAGACUUGAUGAAUAAAGAUUGUCCUGGAAUAAAAAUAUUUCGAAGAGGAUCUUAUGAUAAUUCAGAGCCAGUGUUUCCACUUGUAAUAUACAUUCUAAACAAAUUGGCAAAGUCCUCGUCUGGAGUUCCCACUGUGCAGGAUAUUCAAACACAAAUUGACAUGGUUGUUAAGACAUGCAAGCUGGAGGCAUGGAGACAGCAUAUAAUAAUAACCUUACUCAGGAAAAACCAACUUUCAUCAAGUGAGCAAGAGGACAUUUUAUCCACAGAAGAUGUGUAUGAUUUGAGAGUGAAAUACAAUCAUAAAAAUGAUACACUUUUUGGCACAGGAAUAGUAGUGAUUAACACACAAAGGAUCAUGGAUAUUAUAGGCCAUCAAUAUGAAUCUGCACCACCCAACAAGGACAAUUUGUUUGUAAUUCACGAUCAUCCGAACACAGGGUUCCAGAACUUCCAGACGUCAUCCAUAAAGUUCCUUCCUUAGGUCUGAGAUAUGGAGGCCUGUGUUAGGAGGAUUGUGAUUCACAACAAAAAUUAUAUUAUGAAUAUAUGUAGCACAUCAUAGUUUAUAACAUAAAAUAACUUCAUGUUUCUUAUAAAGAUGGCAAUGAUAUACACCUAUUUCUCCAUUCAUUCCAAAAAUUGACAGAAUUUGAAAGUUGAAGAAUUUCAAUUUGAGAAUGCAUAUAUUCAUGCAAUAAAUCUCUGAAGUUGAAAAAAUACUUAAAUUCUUGCAUAUAUUAGUCAUGUUACUAUUAAUGGUAUGUCAGUCAGCAACCAUGAAGUAGUGGUUACUCCAGCAAAUGGGGA
Owenia fusiformis is the source of this 1862-nucleotide messenger RNA. Lineage: Eukaryota; Metazoa; Annelida; Polychaeta; Sabellida; Oweniidae. The record is from the annotation of a GenBank genome assembly.